AUGUGCAACGGGGCCGACUCGGAGGUCCGCACGACCACCGUUGAGGGUUGCGAGGCGCACUGCGAGCGGGUGCGGUGCGCCUGCUUCCACUUUCGCCGCUCGGUGUGCAGCUUUGCGUUGGUGUUGGCCACACCGAGCCUGCAGCCAACCUCUAGAGGGUACGUCGCCCACCUCCGCGUGGGCGCACAGCCGCCGCCGCAGCUGGCGGCCCGACACACCGGCGCCGGCUGCGCCUCCUCGCCGCAGCGGCAGGGCAGCCCUCCCGCCUUUUACCUGUACGAAGAGCCCGCCCUCGAGUGGGGCGAGCGGCUCUCGCGCUGCUUCGAGGCGGCGCGGGGCAUGCCGCCGUGGGCGCUCGCCGUCAACGACUCGGCGCAUCAGCGCGACGGCGCGCCGCCGAUCCAGCUCGCGCACGGCUUGUGGCUGUACCAGGCGCUGCGGCAGCACCCUGCCCGCACGCGCAUCCCAGAGCGGGCGGCGCUGUAUGUGGUGCCCGCCUAUGGCUCGCUUUCCGAGGCGACGGGCGGAUGCGACGGGCAGACGCACCUCAACCGGAUGGAGGCGGCCGCCUCUGCGCUCCGCACCUCCCCCUGGCACCUCCUGCUCGCGUCGACGCUCCCGGAGGACCGGAACGCGCUCGGCGCCCUCGGCGAGCUCGCGGCAACCUCCGGCGCCGUUGCGCUUUGCGCUGAUAGCCGCAGCUGCGCCCGCGGUUUCCAGCGACGGGUGGUGAUCCCGCCGUUGCCCCUCCCGCCCCUCGCCACGCUCGCGGUGCAGCUGCAAACGGCGAGGCAGAUGCCGACGUCGCUCUUCUUCCGAGGGCUGCACGCGAAGAGCCACGAGGCGCAGGAGCUGCGCGCGCGGCUCUGGACCCUCCGCCAGCUCCCCGGCGCCGCGGUCAAGUUCACGCGCGGCGGAUCUGCCUCCCUCGAGCCGGACACCCGCAGGUGGAGCGGCGGCAGCGCGGUCCCGUUCAACGCGUACGCGUACGCCCGAGCCGCGCUCCGUUCCGACUUUUGCGUCGUGGUGCGCGGCGACGGGCAAAACGCGGGCCGCAUGCUGGUGGAUGCCGUGGCCGCCGGGUGCGUGCCGCUGGUGAUUGGAGACAAGACGGUGCUCCCAUUCCGCAAAAGGCAGGGCGGCCCGCUGCCGUACGCUGACUUCACCGUCGGCGUGGACGAGCUCGAGUACAUGCGCUAUCCCGCAGAGACGGUGCGCAAGGCCCUGGAGGAGGCGGCCCCGCGGCUACCGCAGCUUCGCGCCGCCCUGCUCGCCGCGCGCGAGCGGCUGCUCCUCGGGUACGGCGACGCGCCGCUCCGCUACAACAUGUCGCUCGCGCGCGGGGCCGACACGCUGCUGCGCGCCGUCGGGCAGCUCAUCUGCCCGCGCAACCCGGCAUCCCUCAGCUCGUGCAUCGGCGAGCAGGCCGGCACCGGCGCCACCGUGUUCUUCUGA
Molecule: messenger RNA, 1455 nt
Organism: Emiliania huxleyi CCMP1516
Lineage: Eukaryota; Haptophyta; Isochrysidales; Noelaerhabdaceae
Exons: 5
Coding region: 1-1455 (484 amino acids)
Molecular function (GO): glycosyltransferase activity
Source: RefSeq, a predicted model, not a curated record